AUGACAGAAUCUCAUAACUUCCGUUAUGGUUGGAGUGAUCCUUUGCAGGGAGUGGGUUUUUGGCUUUGCCACUUCCUGUAUUGUGUUUCUUUUUAUAAUGAGACCCCAAGGUUUCUCAUUAAGAAAGGGCGUAUGGAGAAGGCAAAAGCAUCCCUUAAGAUGUUGAGAAAAUGUGGAGCAGAAGCAAAGUUGCAUAUGUUGGCAGGCAUGAUGAAAAAUGAAGGCAAGAGGAAAAGGAAGAAAUUGUCAUACUCGCCCAUUUUACUUCUUAAUAUAGUGGCUCAAAUUUUCCAGCAAGUGUUGGGCUUAGACUCAAUACUAUUCUUUGGACCAUUACUUCUGCAGUCAGCUGGAUACACCUAUAAUGCCUCUUUCAUCGCUCCGCUUAUUACCAGAGUUGUUUGA
Nicotiana tabacum (common tobacco) is the source of this 405-nucleotide messenger RNA. Lineage: Eukaryota; Viridiplantae; Streptophyta; Magnoliopsida; Solanales; Solanaceae. The record is from RefSeq and is a predicted model, not a curated record.